This is a messenger RNA of Propithecus coquereli (Coquerel's sifaka), 1576 nucleotides long. RefSeq names its product store-operated calcium entry-associated regulatory factor (gene SARAF). NCBI's taxonomy places the organism in Eukaryota, Metazoa, Chordata, Mammalia, Primates, Indriidae. Gene Ontology annotation, biological process: regulation of store-operated calcium entry. The coding region runs from base 124 to 819 and encodes 231 amino acids. The transcript is spliced from 6 exons. The record is from RefSeq and is a predicted model, not a curated record. Gene Ontology annotation, cellular component: endoplasmic reticulum membrane.
GUCAGACCUUCCGCUCGCCGCUGCCGAAUCUCCGAGCGUCUCUUCGCAGCGGCUCGCGCACUUCCGCAGCCCACUUGAGGCCCGCCGGCGCCUGGCAGCCGCGCGCCAUCUUCACCCAGCGCCAUGGCUGCGGCGGGCGGGCUGGGAGCGGCCGGGCGCUGCCCGCUCCUCGGCCUGCUUUUGCUUUCGCUGAUUGCGGGCCCUGCGCUGGGCCGGAACGACCCUGACAGAAUAUUGUUGCGGGAUGUAAAAGCUCUUACCCUCCACUACGACCGCUAUACCACCUCUCGUAGGCUGGAUCCGAUCCCACAGCUGAAAUGUGUUGGAGGCACAGCUGGCUGUGAUUCUUACACACCAAAAGUCAUACAGUGUCAGAACAAAGGAUGGGAUGGUUAUGAUGUACAGUGGGAAUGUAAGACCGAUUUAGAUGUUGCAUACAAAUUUGGAAAAACCGUGGUGAGCUGCGAAGGCUAUGAAUCCUCUGAAGACCAAUAUGGACCGCAGAAUACUGGCCGUGGUGCGACUCCUGGUUUUGGUAGUGCUUUCACAGGACAACAAGGAUGUGAAAACUCAGGACCAGGAUUCUGGACUGGCCUGGGAACUGGAGGAAUAUUAGGAUACUUGUUUGGCAGCAAUAGAGCAGCAACACCCUUCUCAGACUCGUGGUACUACCCAUCCUAUUCUCCACCCUACUCCAGCACCUGGAAUAGCCGCGCUUACUCACCACUUCGUGGAGGCUCAGGUGGCUAUUCGGCAAAUUCAAACUCAGAUACGAAAACGAGAACUGCAUCAGGAUAUGGUGGUACCAGAAGACGGUAAAGUAGAAAGUUGAAGUCAAACACUGGAUGCAAAAUUUCUGAUUUUUUAUCACUUUCUGUUUAGAAAAAGUGCUACCUACUAACAACUGGUGAAAGAGGAUAUUCAGAAGUCCUGUGGUGUUUUGUCCUGUAUAGCUUUUUGUGUACUAUUAUUUGAGGCUAAGAGUUGCUGUAUGACAAAGUACUUAUGUAUUGUGUUAGUGUAACAUGCAGAUGUAUAUUGCAGUUUUUGAAAGUGAUGAAUACUGUGGAAUGCUGAAAAUACAUUGUUUAAUUUCUAAAAACUGUGAUGCCAUAAGAAGCAUUAAGAAUGAAGGUGUUAUGGAAACUGAGUACAGAAAAUUUCAGUCUUAGGUGGAUUGUAGUUAAUGAGUUGUUACCUUAUAGAGACAAUAAUAUUUUAUUUGUUAUUGUAUCAUUUGGUGUUUGCUGUUCUUCAGACAUUUAAACCAAGCUUCGGACUACUCAUCAUGCUAAUUUGUGGUUUCUGAUCACUUUUGAGCUCCAGAGCUUUGAAUCUUUUGGUGGUGGUAGCCUUCUGGUAAGUGAGACUUACCUUUCUUAGGAAAAGGUAGAAAAUAAGUAUCUAGAAGGUUGUUGUGAAUAAUUGUGUGCUGACAAAAAUACUUGAAAUCUCCAUAUUUCUUCAAUUCCUAAGAGUUAAAGUUCAAAUGCUUCAACAAAGGUCUUUUAAUAGCAAAAGCAUGCAUUUCUCUGUGGAAUCUCAAAUAUUGUUGUAAUAGUCUGUUUUAAUCUUA